Exophiala spinifera is the source of this 735-nucleotide messenger RNA. RefSeq lists its product as uncharacterized. Lineage: Eukaryota; Fungi; Ascomycota; Eurotiomycetes; Chaetothyriales; Herpotrichiellaceae. Bases 1 to 735 code for a protein of 244 amino acids. Gene Ontology annotation, cellular component: cytoplasm. The transcript has 2 exons. Gene Ontology annotation, biological process: protein folding. The record is from RefSeq and is a predicted model, not a curated record.
AUGGAUAUGCCAGUGAAUGUGCCAGUGGACGACCCGAAUGCGGAUACAGAAUGGAACGAUAUUCUCCGUAAACAUGGCAUCAUCCCGGAGAAGCCAAAAGACCCAGAGCCGAUCAUUCAGGAGGCUCUUCUUGAGGCUACACGCAAAGCCCACGAGAACCGGCUCGAGGAUAAAGACUUGGACGAACUCGCCGACCUGGAGGAUGAAGAGGACGAGGCAUUUCUGGAGCAGUACAGGCAACGUCGCCUUGCCGAACUCUCAACGCUUCAAAGGAAGAGUGUAUAUGGUCAAGUCUAUCCGCUUCAGAAGCCUGACUAUGCACGAGACGUUACAGACGAGAGCUCGAAAGCAUUUGUACUUGUCAACUUGACAUCUUCGCUUGGAACAAACGUCGAGUCCCGAGUUUUGACUGAGGUCUGGCGUCAAGCCGCUGCCAAGUAUGGCGAUAUCAAGUUUUGCCAAAUAAGAGCGGACCUAUGUAUCGAAGGGUACCCUGAACGCAACACACCAACGAUUCUGAUCUACAAGGAUGGCGACAUCAAGCGGCAGCUUGUAACCCUGGCACAGUUGAACGGACCACGGACGAAUCUUCGCAACAUCGAGCAGCUUCUCGUGGACGUUGGUGCAAUCACCGCGAAUGACAUGCGGCUUAGGCGGAAAGAUAGUGAUGAGGAGCUCAGCAACAGCAAGAAGGCCACAGACGACGAUAAUGAUAAUGAUGAUGAUUGGGACUAG